Molecule: messenger RNA, 3205 nt
Organism: Toxotes jaculatrix (banded archerfish)
Lineage: Eukaryota; Metazoa; Chordata; Actinopteri; Toxotidae
Gene: vps16
Product: vacuolar protein sorting 16 homolog
Exons: 24
Coding region: 108-2612 (834 amino acids)
Biological process (GO): vacuole fusion, non-autophagic; endosomal transport; intracellular protein transport
Cellular component (GO): cytoplasm; lysosomal membrane; HOPS complex
Molecular function (GO): actin binding
Source: RefSeq, a predicted model, not a curated record
CUGUGGCUGCUGAUCAGCUGACUGCUGAGGCGGAACAGCGCCAACAGACGUUAAACGUUUUUUUCUUUCGUUCAGCUGAAGACAUUUUCUUCUCUGCGGGAAACGACAUGUCGUUCAUCACAGCCAACUGGAACCCGCUGGGAGAAGCUUUUUAUCGUAAAACAGAGCUGUAUGAGAUGUGCUGGAGCUUACGUGAUGGACUCAGAGACAGUUUGGUGGCUGCAGCUCCGUAUGGAGGCCCAAUAGCUCUCCUCAGAGAACCUCACAGACGUUCUCCAAGUUCUCGUCCUCAGUUGGAGAUUUAUUCAGCGUCUGGAGUCGCCAUCGCCAGCUUCCCCUGGAAGAGUGGUCCUGUGGUCCAGUUGGGUUGGACGGUCAGUGAUGAGUUGUUAUGUGUCCAAGAAGAUGGAUCGGUUCUGAUCUACGAUCUGUUUGGAUCUUUUAAGAGACACUUCAGUAUGGGACAGGAAGUGGUCCAGAGUCAGGUGUUGGAGGCUAAAGUUUUCCACUCUCCUUACGGAACGGGUGUUGCCAUAGUAACAGGCUCAUCCCGCUUCACCUUGGCAACCAACAUUGACGACCUGAAGCUCCGCAGGUUACCUGAAGUCCCAGGUCUGCAGGGGAAGCCUUCUUGUUGGGUCGUCCUUACUCAGGACAGACAGACUAAAGUGCUUUUGUCCAAUGGACCUGACCUCUACAUCCUGGACAACACGUCCUGCACUGCUGUGUGUCCUCCAGGUCUCAGUCCUCAGGCCGGCAGUAUCGUCUGCAUGUCUGUGUCUUUCAGCUAUAAAUACCUGGCUCUCUUCACUGACACAGGACACCUGUGGACAGGCUCCUCCCACCUCCAGGACAAACUGAGUGAAGUGGACAUGAAGAAGAGCACGCCACCCAGACAGAUGGUCUGGUGUCGCAGACCGAAGAGUCAGCAGCCGUCUGUGGUGCUGAUGUGGGACAGACUCCUCGUGGUGGCUGGAGUCUGUAGUGACACCGUCCAGUUCCCCAUCGAGGAUCCCUGUGUUUUGGUGGGAGAACUGGACGGAGUCCGGAUCAUCAGCUGUACCAGUCAGGAGCUGCUGCAGGAGGUUCCUGUGGUCUGUCAGGACAUCUUCAAGAUCGCAUCCAUGGCUCCUGGAGCUCUGCUGCUGGAGGCCCACCGGGAGUACGAGAAGUCAAGUCAGAAGGCUGACGAGUAUCUGAGGGAGAUAAAGGAGCAAAGCAUGCUGGGAGAAGCAGUCAGACAGUGUGUGGAGGCAGCUGGUCACGAAUAUGACACCAACACCCAGAAAUCACUGCUGAGGGCGGCGUCCUUUGGGAAGUGUUUCCUGACGGACUUCAGUCCAGACCAGUUUGUGUCGACCUGCAGGGAGCUCCGAGUCCUGAACGCCGUCAGAGAGAGCGGCGUGGGACUGCCCCUGACACACACACAGUUCAAACAGAUGACGCUGCAGGUGCUGAUAGACAGGCUGGUGUAUCGACAGUUUUAUCCGUUAGCGAUAGAAAUCUGUCGCUACCUGAAGAUUCCUGAUUAUCAGGGAGUCAGUCGAGUCCUCAAACACUGGGCUUCAUGCAAGGUGCAGCAGAAGGACCUAUCAGAUGAGGCCAUAGCUCGUGCGGUGUGUGUGAAGGUGGGAGACUCACCUGGUGUGUCUUACUCUCACAUCGCAGCUAAAGCUUAUGAAUGUGGACGCACCGAGCUCGCCAUCAAGUUGUUGGACUUUGAGGCUCGGUCUGGAGAGCAGGUCCCUCUGCUGCUGAAGAUGAAGAGGAGUCAGCUGGCUCUGAGUAAAGCUGUGGAGAGCGGAGACACCGACCUGGUGUACACGGUCGUCAGUUACCUGAAGAACGAGAUGAACAGAGGAGAUUUCUUUAUGACUCUGAGGAACCAACCAGUGGCUCUGAGCCUGUACAGACAGUUCUGUAAGCUGCAGGAACAGGACACUCUGAAGGACCUGUACAACCAGGACGACGAUCACCAGGAGCUCGCCAACUACUACGUCACCGCCAGCUACAGAGAGAAGAGGUUAGAGAGCCGUCUGUCUCUCCUGCAGAGCGCCGUGGACGAAUACAACAAGGCCAAGAACGAGUUUGCUGCCAAGGCCACAGAGGACGAAAUGCGUCUCCUUCGUUUUCAACGGAAACUGGACGAUGAGAAGGGGGCGGGGCUACUAGGCCUGUCUCUACAGGCAACCAUGGAGGCUCUGUUGGUGUUAGGACUCCACAAACAGGCAGAACAACUUUACAGAGACUUCAGAGUACCUGACAAAAGGUACUGGUGGUUGAAGCUGAAGUCUCUGGCGGAGAAGGAGGAGUGGGAGGAGUUAGAGAAGUUCUCAAAGAGUAAGAAGUCUCCUAUUGGCUACCUGGCGUUUGUUGAUGUUUGCAUGAAGUCUAACAAUAAGUACGAAGCCAAGAAGUACGUUUCCAAGGUGACCCCUGAGCAGAAGGUCAAAGCUCACCUGGCCGUCAGCGACCUGGAGGGCGCAGCAGACGCCGCCAUCGAGCGCAGGAACGAAUCGGAGAUGGGGGCGGUCCUCUCCAGAUGCUCCGCCUCCGACCGGCUGUUGAUUGACAAGUUGAACCGAGCCAGAGCCGGCAUUGCCAAGAAGUGAUCCUCUGUUCACUGUAGAUUGGUCCUGUAGGAGUUACCAUGGCAACCUUUCUCUGUUUCUUCCUGUGCACGUGAAAUGAUAAGUGAUGUAUUUAUUGAUUAUUGAUCAGUCAGCUGAUGUGACUUAAAGAUAUUUCUUCUUCUGUGGUUCUUUUGGAACAACAGUCCUUUGGUAAAUGACCCCGUGUUCCUUCAGGUCCACAUCAGAUGGACUCCUCCAGACCCCGUCCUGGUCCUUUUCCACGGUCUCUUCCUGAACUUUCUGCCGUCCCACCUGGGACGCUCAAACCUGGAAGUCCAGGCAGUGAUUGUCCAAUCAGAGCUCAGUAACUGGUCAGAAACGCGGCUCCUGUUCUCCGUGUGUUUCAGUGGUUAAACCUCACUUUAAAGCAGAUGGAGGACAUUUGUCUCGCAUGUCCCUUAUUCCGGACCUUCGCUUGAAGAAAUUUUAUCUCACUGGACCUCUUAAAAUUUUGGUUUAAAAGCUAAAACUUGUGGAUUGAAGCCCUGAUGGAUCUCUGGGGUCCAGCUGUUUACUCACCUGUUCAGGUGUCACACCUGCUGAUGUUAACCAACAGGUCCUGCUGCUGUUUC